AACAACCACAGCGUGCGCAAGUGCGGCUACCUGCGCAAACAGAAGCACGGCCACAAACGCUUCUUCGUGUUGCGCGGCCCCGGCGCCGGCGGCGACGAGGCGACUGCGGGCGCGGGCGGGGGGUCGGCACCGCAGCCGCCGCGGCUCGAGUACUACGAGAGCGAGAAGAAGUGGAGGAGCAAGGCGGGCGCGCCGAAGCGGGUGAUCGCCCUCGACUGCUGCCUGAACAUCAACAAGCGCGCGGACGCCAAGCACAAGUAUCUGAUCGCCCUCUACACCAAGGACGAAUACUUCGCCGUCGCGGCGGAGAACGAGCAGGAGCAGGAGGGCUGGUACCGCGCGCUCACCGACCUGGUCAGCGAGGGCCGCGCGGCCAGCGACACGGCCAGCGGGGCCACCGGCGGGUCCUGCAGCGCCUCCCUGCCGGGCGCCCUAGGCGGCUCUGCGGGCGCCGCCGGCUCCGAUGACAGCUACGGGCUCGUGGCGCCCGCCACGGCUGCCUACCGUGAGGUGUGGCAGGUGAACCUGAAGCCCAAGGGCCUGGGCCAGAGCAAGAACCUGACGGGCGUGUACCGGCUGUGCCUGUCGGCGCGCACCAUCGGCUUCGUGAAGCUCAACUGCGAGCAGCCGUCGGUGACGCUGCAACUCAUGAACAUCCGCCGCUGCGGCCACUCUGACAGCUUCUUUUUCAUCGAGGUGGGCCGCUCGGCCGUCACGGGCCCCGGCGAGCUAUGGAUGCAAGCCGACGAUUCCGUGGUGGCGCAGAACAUCCACGAGACCAUCCUGGAGGCCAUGAAGGCGCUGAAGGAGCUCUUCGAAUUCCGGCCGCGCAGCAAAAGCCAGUCGUCGGGGUCGUCGGCCACGCACCCCAUCAGCGUCCCGGGCGCGCGCCGCCAUCACCACCUGGUCAACUUGCCCCCUAGCCAGACGGGCCUGGUGCGCCGCUCGCGCACGGACAGCCUGGCCGCCACCCCGCCGGCUGCCAAGUGCAACUCGUGCCGGGUCCGUACGGCCAGCGAGGGCGACGGCGGCACAGCCGCUGGGACCGGCACGGCGGCAGGCAGGCCGGUGUCGGUGGCUGGGAGCCCCCUGAGUCCCGGGCCGGUGCGCGCGCCCCUGAGCCGCUCGCACACCCUGAGCGGCGGCUGCGGCGGCCGCCAGAGCAAAGUGGCGCUGGCGCCGGCAGGGGGAGCCCUGCAACACAGCCGUUCCAUGUCCAUGCCGGUGGCGCACUCACCCCCGGCAGCCACCAGCCCCGGGAGCCUGUCCUCCAGCAGUGGGCACGGCUCGGGCUCCUAUCCGUUACCUCCCGGUCCCCACCCGCACCUGCCACACCCGUUGCACCACCCCCCUGGCCAGCGCCCCUCCAGCGGCAGCGCCUCUGCCUCGGGCUCCCCCAGUGACCCAGGCUUCAUGUCCCUGGACGAGUACGGCUCAAGCCCUGGCGACCUGAGAGCCUUCUGCAGCCACCGGAGCAACACACCCGAGUCCAUCGCGGAGACCCCGCCAGCCAGGGACGGCAGCGGGGCCGAGCUCUACGGGUACAUGACCAUGGAUAGGCCCCUGAGCCACUGUGGUCGCCCCUACCGUAGGGUCUCUGGGGAUGGAGCUCAGGACUUGGACCGAGGGCUAAGGAAGAGGACUUACUCCCUGACCACGCCUGCCCGGCAGCGGCCAGUACCCCAACCCUCCUCUGCCUCCCUGGAUGAGUACACCCUCAUGCGGGCGACGUUUUCAGGCAGCUCAGGCCGCCUCUGCCCAUCUUUCCCUGCGUCCUCCCCCAAAGUGGCCUACCACCCUUAUCCCGAGGACUAUGGGGACAUUGAGAUAGGCUCUCAAAAGAGCUCCAGCAGUAACCUGGGGACUGAUGAUGGUUACAUGCCCAUGACCCCUGGGGCGGCCCUCAUGAGUGGUGGCCCCGGUAGCUGCAAGAGCGAUGACUACAUGCCCAUGAGCCCCACCAGCGUGUCUGCCCCCAAGCAGAUACUGCAGCCCAGGCCUGCAGCAGCGGCCUUGCCCCCCUCUGGAGCAGCGGUUCCAGCUCCCCCUUCUGUGGUGGGCAGAACCUUCCCAGUGAAUGGAGGCAGCUACAAGGCCAGCUCCCCAGCAGAGAGCUCCCCCGAGGACAGCGGGUACAUGCGCAUGUGGUGUGGUUCCAAGCUGUCCAUGGAGAGCGCUGACCCAAAGCUGCUGCCCAACGGGGACUACCUCAACAUGUCCCCCAGUGAGGCGGGCACCGCCGGCACCCCUCCUGACUUCUUCUCAGCAGCUUUGCAGGGAGGCGGGGAGGGCCUCAAAGGCGUCCCUGGUUACUGCUAUGGCUCUUUGCCCCGCUCUUAUAAGGCCCCGUACCCCUGCAGCGGGGACAGCGACCAGUAUGUGCUCAUGAGCUCCCCUGUGGGGCGGAUUUUGGAGGAGGAAAGGCAGGAGUCCGAGGCCACCCCAGGGACCUCCCAAUUGCCUGGCACCUUUGGGGCAGGUGGAGGUGGCCAUACCCAGCCUCAUCACUCAGCAGUGCCUUCUCCCAUGAGGCCGAGUGGCUGCAGUGGCCGCCCUGAGGGCUUCCUGAGCCAGCGCUGCCGAGCAGUACGGCCCACUCGUCUGUCACUAGAGGGGCUUCAGACCCUUCCCAGCAUGCAUGAGUACCCUGUGCCUGCAGAGCCCAAGAGCCCUGGCGAGUACAUCAACAUUGACUUUAGCGAGGCAGGUGCUCAUCUGUCCCCGCCUGCCCCCCCACUGCUGGCCUCGGCUGCCUCAUCCUCUUCCUUGCUAUCUGCCAGCAGUCCUGCCUCCUCUUUGGGCUCAGGCACCCCGGGCACCAGCAGCGACAGUCGGCAGCGCUCCCCACUCUCUGACUAUAUGAACCUCGAUUUCAGCUCUCCUAAGUCCCCCAAACCUGGUACCCACAGUGGGGAACAAGCCGGCUCUCUGGAUGGCCUCCUCUCCCCAGAGGCCUCUUCCCCAUACCCACCUCUGCCCCCACGUCCUUCGGCCUCCCCAUCCUCCCUGAAGCAGCCUCUGCCACCUGCCCCAGGAGAGCUGUAUCGCCUGCCUCCAGCAUCAGCUGCUGCCACCUCCCAGGGCCCCAGCGCUGCCUCAACCUCCUCUGAGCCUGGGGAUAAUGGUGACUAUACAGAGAUGGCAUUUGGUGUGGCUGCAACCCCACCACAACCGAUUGCAGCACCCCCAAAGCCAGAGGGUACCAGAGUAACCAGCCCCACAUCGGGCCUGAAGAGACUGAGUCUCAUGGACCAGGUGUCUGGGGUGGAGGCCUUCCUGCAGGCCACCCAGCCCCCUGACCCCCACCGGGGGGCCAAGGUCAUCCGUGCAGACCCACAAGGUGGACGUCGACGCCAUAGCUCUGAGACCUUUUCUUCGACCACCAUGGUCACCCCGGUGUCCCCGUCCUUUGCUCACAACUCCAAGCGUCACAACUCGGCCUCUGUGGAAAACGUCUCUCUCAGGAAAAGCAGUGAGGGCAACAGCAGCAGUCUCCUGGGAGGGGGCCUUGCAGGAGGUGAUGAGCAACCCACAUCCCCGGCACAGGGACCACAUUCACUGGCCGUGCCCCCUACACCACAGGCUAGGCCCUGGAGCCCAGGUCAGCCUGGAGGUUUGGUUGGCUGUCCUGGGGGCAGUAGUUCUCCCAUGCGCAGAGAGACCUCCGCAGGCUUCCAGAACGGCCUCAACUAUAUCGCCAUUGAUGUGAGAGAUGAGCAAGGGCUGUUGUCCCAGCCUCAGACGCAGCAUCCACAGCCAGGAGACAAGAGCUCCUGGGGCCGGACCCGUAGCCUUGGGGGGCUCCUCAGCACCGUUGGAGGCAAUGGUACUAGCGCGGUGUGUGGGGGCCCAGGCCCUGGCACCUUACCCUCCGCCAGCACCUACGCUAGCAUCGACUUCUUGUCUCAUCACUUGAAGGAGGCCACAGUCGUGAAAGAGUGAAGCACCACCUGGUCCAUGCCACCAAGUUCAACUCAGAAUCCAUUACAAAGGAGAUGCUUGGAGUGUUUCCAGCCCAACACUGCUCACCCUUCCUUUCGGACCAGAGCAGUUCUACAUUUUCAGACUUCUGUGAAUUGUGUCACACAAGGAACCAAGAGGCAAGGCUGCCUCUCUCACCUGUUCCCAAGUGGGGCACCUGUCAUCACCCCACUGUUUGUGUUGCAUUUUCUUGUUGUUGUUAGCUAACUGAAUGAAUUGAUGGGGUUACACUCCAGGAGAUUGAAUAUUUUUAUUGGCCUUCUCAAAUUGUGGCCAUUGUCUUUAUUUUUUUCUUACUUUCAUUUUGGCAAAGUGGAUUAAUCCCUCGGCAUGCAAGGAGAUGCUUCAAGGCCCACAAAAGUGGUCAAAUCUGGUAUUUACUGGUUUAUGCUCAAAACUACCACAGUCCUACCUCAGUUCAUGAGAAGCCGGAUUGCAUGGCAGGGUACAGGGGGACCUCUGGCAACUCUACCCUAGGGUCACAUGCAGACCAUAUUUAAGUAGGUGUGGGUUCCAGUGCAGGUACCUGCGAUGUUUACUUACACAAGGAACCUAGUGUGGGACUGAAUUCUCCAUGGGAGUGAAAUCUGGGAUUGGACUUCAAAAACAGAUUAAUCCUAAUAAUUCUUAAAUGUGACUUGAGCAACCUCCUUUUGAAAAUCAUCAACCAUAUUGGGUAGUGGGGGUGGGUGGGAGCAUGGGAGGGGGUGGAUCUUUCUUUGUACCUUUGACAGGCUUGUUGACUCUUCUCUGUAUAUGUUCAUGUAAGUACUUAAGAUCGCAAAAGCCUUUUGUCCUAUCCACAAGCUGGGGUGUCUUCAGCUGUUUCUGAAUCUUGGCUCGCAUUUCUUUAACCAAAAACUCAUGUAGGCAUGCUCGCAACUCAAGACUGGUUGGGUUUGGUAGAUUUCAUUUUUUAAAUGUAUUAUCUUUGAUAUAAUGUUACUGUGUUGGCCAACAAGGCUGCGCAGAAGAGAGAAGGGGGGGGGGAUGUACUAUUGAUGGAAAAGAAAAACCAUCUCUCAACGGUACACAUCACUUGUCAAGAUCAACAAGACUACCCUGGUUCUCUGUUUUCAGUGUUCUGAUCAGUGUUGUGGUAGUUAUUUCAGGUGUCUAGACCCGGAAGUGCUGAGCUUGCUGGCAGAACUUUGCUGCUCCCCACACAUGUGGCUGGAGGCCUGCCUCCCCUCACUCCCCCCAGUGCCUGUCUCCCUAAUAGUCCUGUAGAGACCACACUAAUUCUUGGAAAUGUGAGUUGUUGGUUUAUUUUUUACCAUUGUUGUUUUGUUUUUGUUUGGGAGAAAAAAUACACAUAUAUAUAUAAAUAUAUAGAUAUAUAUCACUAUAGAAUAAUGCAUUAAUAAAAUGAGGCUUUUAGAGGAAGACCAAAAAAUUCUGUGUCUUAAAAAUAUAUAUAAUGGCAAUGCAACUGUCUUCCUGCUUCCAUGCUGAACUUGUAGAACAGAGGAUUGUAUUGAAGACAACGUUGAAUGUAAAUUGAUCCCCCUGUGCAUUUUCAAGGUUUUUCUUUCUGAAGUUACACAUCACAGCAGUAUGCGUAGGCCAUACGAUCUAGACUGAAGGUCUGUUCUGAUGUUUGAUAUACCUUAUUGGGAUGUAGAAAAUCUGAAUUUUUACUUAAGUGUUGGGACUAGGAAUCGGCGCUGUGUUUGCUGCAUAACUCCCGCAGGGACAGUAGAACUGAUGCAGACCUGCUGACCACAGUGCACGAGGCAGAUGUGACACGCCCUCUAUGUUGGGAGCACUCACCACAGGACACAGAUGGCUCGUGUCCCCAUUGCAGCGGAAACAAGUGGCGUGAAAAGUGGAGACUAUGAAGUUCUCCUUAUCCUGUACAUUUCAAGAGAAGAAGGCAUAUGCAAUAUUUACAUUCUUAAUUUAGUUUACAGAAUGGAACCAAAAUGUAUAAAUGUUAUGUUUGCUAAAACUUCACAAUGUAUAUUGGGUCUUUGUACAUUUUGCCUGAAUUAACCGUAAAUUUAAAAUAUUUUUUGCUAUAUGAACUUUAACAGUUAUUAAACAGUGUUUUUCUUUUGGGUACAUAUUGUUUCUGGAUAUCAAGGUGUUAAAUAUAUUUCUUGCUAUUGUGUUAUGACAAGAGACCUACCCUCCCUGCUGUCUUCCACUGUCCAUGCUGUAUAUAGGGGUCACGUGGCGCCGCUGGAGAUGAGAAUAAACUGGAGUAGACUAGUA
Molecule: messenger RNA, 6198 nt
Organism: Nannospalax galili (Upper Galilee mountains blind mole rat)
Lineage: Eukaryota; Metazoa; Chordata; Mammalia; Rodentia; Spalacidae
Gene: Irs2
Product: insulin receptor substrate 2
Exons: 2
Biological process (GO): insulin receptor signaling pathway
Cellular component (GO): cytosol; plasma membrane
Molecular function (GO): insulin receptor binding; phosphatidylinositol 3-kinase binding
Source: RefSeq, a predicted model, not a curated record